Molecule: messenger RNA, 1697 nt
Organism: Spodoptera frugiperda (fall armyworm)
Lineage: Eukaryota; Metazoa; Arthropoda; Insecta; Lepidoptera; Noctuidae
Gene: Taf13
Product: transcription initiation factor TFIID subunit 13
Exons: 4
Coding region: 115-504 (129 amino acids)
Biological process (GO): transcription by RNA polymerase II
Cellular component (GO): transcription factor TFIID complex
Molecular function (GO): protein heterodimerization activity
Source: RefSeq, a predicted model, not a curated record
GUUGUCAAUUUGUCAUCAUUCUGUUUCGAGAAAUAUUAGAAAAUAAACACGCUCUGGGAAGUGGAACACAUUUUAUUCUUUCCUCGUUAAUUGUGAGUGAUAUUAUUGUAUAAAAUGACUACUCCUCCUGACUCACAGGAUACUUUUGAUCAGUUUGACGAAGAAGAAACUGAACAACAGCUUGGGGCUACAGCAUCUGGACGUAAAAGACUGUUUAGUAAAGAAUUACGAUGCAUGAUGUAUGGCUUUGGUGAUGACCAGAACCCUUACACUGAAAGUGUGGACUUUUUAGAAGAUCUCGUUAUUGAAUUUAUUACAGAAACUACACAUAGGGCAAUGGAAGUUGGUCGCACAGGUAGAGUACAAGUAGAAGAUAUAAUUUUCUUAGUACGAAAAGACCAGCGCAAAUAUGCCCGUGUCAAAGAUUUGCUAACCAUGAAUGAAGAACUAAAGAAAGCACGAAAGGCUUUUGAUGAAGUUAAAUAUGUCGAAGAUCAACAAUAACAUAGAUGGUCAGACAAAGCUGCCAUGCUUCUAAGACUGAUGCAAGUAGCAGUAUUUUCAUUAUGACACCUUGCUUUUAUGUUUGCACAUACUAACUAAUAUCAUUGUAGUGAACCAUUGUAAUCUAACCCUUAUUAUGUUUGCCGCUAUGUUUAUUAUGCUAUGAGGCUUUCAACGAUGUAUUGACAAAACAUUUCAUUAAUAACUUAUCCUUUAGCACUGGUACUGGAUUUAUGUAGUAACUAAAAAAAAAUCCUAGUGACUAGAAAUUUACUAGAAACUGAAACUGACAUUUCUCCUAUAUUUGUUUAGGCUUUUAUAGUAGUAUAGAAACAUCUUAUAUUUUUUAUCUCUCUCUUCUACCUUAAACUAAAUUAGUUAAAUAAUCUAAUUAUCAAUGUAACAUAAAUGACAACCUCUUUGCUCAAUACUGUGAUAUGUAUAUCUAUGGUCGUUAUCAUUUAAAAAUAUGAAUUAAAGCUUUCUCUAUGCUUGAAUUAAAAUGUAUUUUUUUUCUGUAAUCCUAUCAAUAAUCCUUUUUAACCUAUCCUGCAUGAGCAGAGCUUUUAUUAACUACAUUGCUCUCAGAUACAUCACAUACUCAUAGUUAUAGUAACCUAUAAGUACAAGUAAGUCGUUAUUAAGGCACACCCCCCCCCCCAUUGUCUCUAAUUUAGCUUAGAUUAAAUAUGUCACUGUUUUGUAGACAAUACAUUGAGAUUUUUUAUAAUAAGUAUUAUGAGACAUAGUAAAUUAACUACGAAAAACACAUUUUACUUAUGAAAAUCAUGGAGAAAAGCUCUAAUAGUUCCAAAUCACAGAAAGACUCUUCGUCAUGGACAACACAAUAUUUGACAUAUUUAAUUUAAUAAUAGUUUUGUUAGUAAUAGUAGUAGUCUUUAAUACCUAUGUUGGGCUAUGGUUAUCAUAAGUCGCAGUAAUGUUCACAAAUAAUAUUAUCUGUUGUUAAUUAUUGAAAGAUAAUACAAUUGUUUGUAUUUCAGAAUAAUUCAGAAGUGGAUAGACUGACAGGACUGUUACCUUUGCGCAUAUUUUGUCCACUGCUAAAUUGAUAAUUGUAACCAAGGAUUGAUACCUAAUUACAUUUAGUAUUUGUACUGUAAAACAUUCCUCUCAAAGCGAAAGAUCAAUGUAACUUUUAGUUUGUAAGAUAAUAAAACAAUUAUAAUUUA